This is a messenger RNA of Andrographis paniculata, 1527 nucleotides long. RefSeq names its product cytochrome P450 CYP749A22-like. Gene Ontology annotation, molecular function: iron ion binding; heme binding; monooxygenase activity. Bases 1 to 1527 code for a protein of 508 amino acids. The transcript is spliced from 5 exons. NCBI's taxonomy places the organism in Eukaryota, Viridiplantae, Streptophyta, Magnoliopsida, Lamiales, Acanthaceae. The record is from RefSeq and is a predicted model, not a curated record.
AUGUUUCUCUCACUCCUUCUUUUAUUACCAACAUUAUUAGUCCUUUUAAGGUUCAUCAACAAUCUCGUAUGGAACCCGAUCCGUGUCCAAUUGAUGAUGCGCUCCCAAGGAAUCUCCGGCCCUUCUUACAAGUUCAUCCAUGGAACCACCAAGGAAAGCAUGAGGCUUAAGCUUGAAGGGAUGAACCGCCCGAUGGAGAUGUCCCAUGAUAUUUUCCCCCAAGCUCAGCCCUCGUUCUACGCUUGGAUGAACUUAUACGGAGCGAAUUUUCUUACAUGGAAUGGCCCUCGCCCUCAUCUAGUGAUAACCGAGCCGGAGCUAGCAAAGGAAAUACUAACUAACAAGGGCGGCGACUUCCCAAAGAUCAAACUCGACGGCAUCGCAGAAAAAUUGGUCGGAGAUGGUCUUUUCACGGCCGAGGGAACUAAGUGGUUGAAGCUUCGGAAAUUGGCCAACUCUGCAUUUUAUGCCGAGAGCCUCAAGGCGAUGACUCCGGCGAUGGUAGCGAGCGUCGAAACAAUGCUCGGAAACUGGAAACAAUCCGAAGGGAAGGAGAUCGAAGUCUCGCAAGAGUUCCGAGUUCUAAGCUCGGAAGUCAUCUCAAGGACGGCCUUCGGGAGCAGUUAUUUGGAAGGUAAGAACAUAUUCGACAUGAUGGCGAAGCUCGGGAUGCUCAUUUUCAAGAAUGCCGACAGGGUUCGUUUCCCCGUGAUCGACAAAGUAUGGAAGCUAAAAGACGACAUCGAGUCGGAUAGGAUCGAGCGAUCGUUGCGCGCCUCCGUGAAGGAGAUAGUGAAGAAGCGAGAGGCGAAGGUAAAGAGCGGCGAAGAGGCCAAUUUCGGGACGGAUUUUUUGGGAUUGCUUUUGAGAGCUCACCAUAACAUCGUCGACGAGGAAAGUACGAUAUCGGUGGAUAAUAUAAUCGACGAAUGCAAGGUGUUUUUUCUCGCCGGGCACGAGACAACGAGUAGCCUACUCUCGUGGACGUUUCUUCUCUUGGCGAUCCACGAGGAUUGGCAAGACAAGGCCCGCGCGGAAGUGGUCGACGUGUUCGGGGACGGGAAUCCGAUAGCAGAAGGCCUACCAAAAUUGAAGAUCGCGAGCAUGGUCGUCAACGAGGUGUUGAGACUUUACGCCCCGGUCGUGAGUCUGGUGAGAAGAGUGAAGAGCAAAGCUAGGGCCGGGAAGUACGAGUUCCCAGCCGGAAUGGAAUUGCACAUCCCGACAUUAGCCCUACAUAGAAACGCAAAAAUAUGGGGCGAAGACGCGCACCUCUUCAAACCGGAUAGGUUUGCGGAUGGAAUAGCGAAGGCGACUAGGAACAACCCGACGGCAUUUUUACCGUUCGGCUACGGGCCGCGAACUUGCGUCGGAUUGAACUUCGCGAGCAAUGAGGUCAAGAUUGCCAUGUCGAUGGUCCUCCAACGGUAUAAGUUCACGUUGGCGCCUACCUACGUUCACUCUCCUAUAACGAUACUUACGACGCAACCCCGAAACGGCGUGCAAAUUGUGCUCCGGAAGGUGUAG